Dermatophagoides farinae (American house dust mite) is the source of this 1039-nucleotide messenger RNA. Its product is annotated as tRNA methyltransferase 10 homolog A. The record is from RefSeq and is a predicted model, not a curated record. Lineage: Eukaryota; Metazoa; Arthropoda; Arachnida; Sarcoptiformes; Pyroglyphidae. Gene Ontology annotation, cellular component: nucleus. Gene Ontology annotation, molecular function: tRNA binding. Gene Ontology annotation, biological process: tRNA N1-guanine methylation.
UGUUAUCCAAAUUGCAAUUUGGCCAAUUUUGCUAUUUUUCUCAACAAUUAUAAUUUUUUAACGAAAUUUUCAUCCAUUCCCUAUGGAAUCUAAUGAUGCUGUUGUUUGUACCGAAGACAAAUCCAUUUCAAGUUCAGACAUUCAGAAUAAUGAAACUGAUUUGAAUAAAAGUUCAUCAAAUUCAUCGACUAAUGGUGAUGAUGGCCAAUCUGAAUCAAAUUCAAAGUUAUCAAAACGAAAACAAAGACGGUUAAAACGUGAACAAAAAUGGGCGGAAACUCGUGCAGAACGUCGACGUGAAGAGAAAAAAAGACGCCGUGAACGUCGGCAGCAAGAUAAACUUAAUGGAACGCUCGUCAAAAAACCGCGAUUACAAACAGUUUCAAUGUCUAAUUCUACUUGUAAAACAAUCAUUGUUAUCGAUUGUGAUUAUGAAAAGUUUAUGAAUGAAAAUGAAUUAAGAAAACUUUGUAAACAGCUAAUGUAUUGUUAUGCGAUUAAUCGUCGAAGUUCGGUACCGGCUCAAUUAUGGAUUACAUCCGUACGUGGUAAACUAUAUGAACUAAUGGAACGUUUUCAUCAUAGCUAUCAUAAUUGGGAUUGUAAUGUAACCGAUAAACAUUGGACAGAAGUUUUAUUUCCAAACAAUAAUGAUUAUAAAUCAAAUCCAAAAGUAAUCUAUCUAACAGGUGAUGCAAAAGAAACUAUACCAGAUUGUCGCCAGAUAAAAGAUUCAAAUGAUUAUAUAUUUAUCAUCGGUGGUUUAAUCGAUCAUAAUCGUCAUAAAUGUCUAUGUUUAAAACGUGCACAUGAAGAAUUUCAAAUGAAUUAUGGUCAAUUACCGAUUGAUGGACAUAUACAAAUGAAUCAGCGACGAAUUCUAUCCAUACCACAUGUUUAUGAAAUUAUGCUAUUGGCAUCGAACGGUAUGAUCGAUCAAUUUUCAUGGACUGAAAUAUUUCAGAAAGUGAUACCUAUUCGAAAAUUACAGUCGAAAGAUAUAAUCAAUAAUAAUAAUAAUGAUGAUGAGUAAAAAAUG